AUGAUGAACGAGCAAGCUCCGAUGAUGAUGAAUCAACAGCAGCAGCACUUGAUGAGCUUAAAUCCUAACAUGGUGAGUAUGAAUCAAAUGGGCCAACAGCCUCAGCCGCAGGUAAUCGCCUUUUGCCAGAAUAAGCCCUUGAAUCUCGGUCGAUUUCGUUCCGAGUUGAACAACAAUUCCGUUAAUUUUCACCUGCAGAUGGUUCCUCCGAUGAGUCGAGGCUACGGCGGCGUGUGGCCCCAGCCGAUGCAGUUUCAGAAUCCCAACCCUAACCCAGGCGCCAUGAAACCCCCAGUUCCCUCCUUCAAGAAGCCGUUGGGUCCGAGGAACAACUGGAAGGGCAAAAAGGUAAAUAAGCCCAACGACAAGAGGAGGAACAACGGCCAGCUGAAACCUGUGAUGGCUGGUUCCAGCUCAGGUGGUCCUGCUGGUGUUGUGAAUAUAAUCAGUGGCGGCUCCGGCGGGGGAUCGGGGAAUAUGAACUUUAACAGCUAUCAGCCUCCCGCUCUGAACGAGUUGCAGCACCAGAAUCGACUCAAGACCCACAAAUUCUUCCCCAAGAAGAAGUUCAAUAAGAACAAUACCAACAGGAAUGCAAACACGAACAUGAACAUGAACAUGGGAAGCGGCUACAACAAUUUCAACAACAGCAGGGCAGCCCCUUAUGCUCCGAGGAACACGACCUCAUUCAUAAUCCGAGCAAAGAAGAGCGGCGGGAUAGCUUCUCUCGUCUCGCCUUCUCCCGUGACGCCAGCUGUCCUUCCGACUCCCAUAUUCUCUCCUUCCAGGGAAGUUUUGGUUGAUAUGGCCAAGGAAGAGUGGGGGGUGGACGGGUAUGGGUCGAUGAAGGGUUUGAUCCGGCUGAGGUCUCCCGGGCAUGAGAUGGAGGCCCACGAUGAAGACGACGAGGAUGACGGGGACUCGAGUGAUAGUGAUGUUGAGGAGCAUGUCGAGGUAGAAAGGAGGUUGGACCAAGAUUUGAGCCGGUUUGAGAUGCUUUAUAACCCGAAUAGUGCUGUAGUUGGUGGGAUGGAUUUCCAUAGUGUGCUUGAGAAUCGUGUGGAUGAUCAGGACAGCCAUAUUUCACAGUUGGAGGAGGAGAAUCUGAUAUUGAAGGAGAGGUUGUUUUUGAUGGAAAGGGAAUUGGGGGAUCUUAGGAGAAGGAUGCAGUUUCUGGAGAGGAGGGGAAAUAGGGUUGGGGAAGUAAUUAAUGAGGAAGUUCUGGAGAAUGUGUCGGAAAACGAGAGUGGCAGCCUUGGAGAGGAGGGCGGGCAUUCGGUGGAGGACAAUAAUGAGGAUUUUAGUGAACAUAAUACGAGGGAUUCUAAGGGGAAACUCGGUGAUGGUCUAUAUGCGGAAGUGGAGACUAAAGAGAAAAAUGUGGGGUUUGGUUUUCAGAAGGGAGUGCAGAAAGAAUUUGAUAUGAUUGAUGUAGAUGGUAAGGGCAGCAGGAAGGUUAGUCAUUCUGAAGGUAAAGGAGCAAAUAACAAAGAUGAUGAGUACCUUGACAUGAAGAACAAAAAUGGUGAUGUGUUUGAUUUGGAUAAGGAAGCAGAGAAUAAAGAUAAGGUUGGUGAAGCUGAUGAGAACAACAAGGUUACUGAAACUGAAGGCAAAAAUGAAAAUGACAAUGAUGACUGUUGA
Messenger RNA from Striga hermonthica, 1644 nucleotides. NCBI's taxonomy places the organism in Eukaryota, Viridiplantae, Streptophyta, Magnoliopsida, Lamiales, Orobanchaceae. The record is from the annotation of a GenBank genome assembly.